Messenger RNA from Phytophthora infestans T30-4, 1317 nucleotides. RefSeq lists its product as hypothetical. The record is from RefSeq and is a predicted model, not a curated record. The coding region runs from base 17 to 1285 and encodes 422 amino acids. Lineage: Eukaryota; Oomycota; Peronosporomycetes; Peronosporales; Peronosporaceae. The transcript has a single exon. Gene Ontology annotation, molecular function: glycosyltransferase activity.
CAACUUGCUGAUUCACAUGUUCAGGACAAAAGUAGUACCGACAUCGCGUCAACAAGAUGGCGAAACGCUGCUUGAUAAAGAGCGCAUCUCCAGCUUACCAGCUCGACGUAGACGUGUCCAGUACAACUCGUUGGCUCUGAUGCUAGCUAUAAUGCUCAUGACAGGUAUCAGCGGUUUAUGUUGGCUUCGAAUUGACGGUCCCAGGUCAAGCAUUGCCAUCCUUGACCGGGACGCAACGACAACUCUAAAUCUUAGUCAAGACAACAAGCCUACUGGUCUUCGGACCGGAAAUCAAGACAUUACACCUACUAGUCUUCCAAUUGAACAUCAAGAGAAGCCACCUACCAGUCUUCAAAUCGGAGAUCAAGACAAUACUCCUACUGGACUUCGAAGUGAAGAUCGGCUGAAGGCGCCAACCAGUCUUGAAGCCCCUACCAAUCUUCAAAUUCAAGACCAAGACAUGGCAUCUCAAAUGACACAGCAAGUGGACCUGAAGCCAUUCGCCUACUUUUUCUAUGUAACCAGCAACACGUACGCAUGUGCAGCGAUGCAAUUCAUCCACCACCUCGUUGACGAUCUCAAAAUGAACUCGAGUCGCAUCGAUGUUGUUGUGUUGCAUACCUCCCAUGUCGAUGCUCGGUUUCUGCAUAAACUACAAGAGCGACAACACGUUCGCACUAUGAUCGUUGACUCUGUGCAGGCCGACGCUGCAGAACCGACCUGGAAAGAGUCGCUGACAAAGCUCCGUGCAUUCCAAGACUGGGGGUAUAAUCGCGUCGUGUUCAUUGACGCAGACGCGGUGCCCCUGGCUAACCUCGACCACCUCUUCGACUUGCCACCGGCCACUCUUUACGCUCCGACGGCGUAUUGGAUCGAGCAGCCAUUUUUCGCGAGUACGCUGCUAGUAAUUGAGCCAAGCGAUGCAAUCUUCAACGAUAUCAUUCAGUGGGCACGCGCGCGUGGAGCUGCUGCCGGCUUUGACAUGGAUAUUCUCAAUACGUACUUUGCCGAUUCAGUACGAUACCUGCCAGGUGUGUAUACCGUGCUCAAUUCGGACUUUCGUCGGGCGCCAACGGAGAGAUCGACUCUAUUCGAAACAACAGCGGAGCUGAAGGAGAAAACUCAAUUAGUGCAUUUCUCGUGCAAGCCUGACGCUUCGUACGGUAAGCCGUGGAAUUGGCCGUCGCACGAUUUGAGUUCACUUGACGGUCAACGAUUCGAUCCAUUAUUUCGGCAAUUGUUUGUGGAAUACUGGCGAGGAGAACAGGAGCUAUGCGCUAACUAAAAGCUGAUACUAUUUAAUUAAUAGAAUCAUAG